This is a messenger RNA of Daktulosphaira vitifoliae (grape phylloxera), 2185 nucleotides long. Its product is annotated as protein 5NUC-like. The coding region runs from base 363 to 2126 and encodes 587 amino acids. Gene Ontology annotation, biological process: AMP catabolic process. Gene Ontology annotation, cellular component: plasma membrane. The record is from RefSeq and is a predicted model, not a curated record. The transcript has 9 exons. Lineage: Eukaryota; Metazoa; Arthropoda; Insecta; Hemiptera; Phylloxeridae. Gene Ontology annotation, molecular function: 5'-nucleotidase activity; nucleotide binding; metal ion binding.
CUAAUUUAUUUUAAAUAAUUGUUUUUAAUAAUUAAAAAAAAAACUGAAUUCGACAAUUAAUUCUCGUCAAGUGCUUGUGUAAAAAGUAAAUGAUGUCAACGCUGAUUGUUUGGCAAUAUGAAGUUUCUUAAACAGUUUACAGUCUCAUUGGAUACGUUAGAUUAGAUCAUAGUUCAGAAAUAUUUAGUGUGUUGAAACUGAUUUCAAAUAUGCUAACAUAUAUUUUCAUCAGCAAUUAUCAUGCGCAAUAACGAUUUAUAGUAGGCAAACAACUUCAGUUUGAAUACAAAAAAAAAGUAUUGCAACGAACUAUGCAGUCGUAAAAUUGUGUACAAACAUUUCACACGCGUUUACAAGAUAAAAUGCGAUCGUUUCGCGUUUUUAUUUUCGCUGCUGUCACAUGUGCCGUUGCGAAUAUUACAAUGGCCGAACUACUGGAUUUUAUUUUAUUGCACACCAACGACAUGCACAGCCAUUUCGAUGAGAUGGAUGCUUAUUGUAACGAAUGUCGGGAAGAAGAGGUGAAGAACAAUAAAUGCUAUGGAGGUUUUGCUAGGGUAGCUUAUACAGUAAAAAGAGAAAAAGAAAAAGCUGCCGCCAAUGGGAUGGAGUCGCUGUUUUUGGUGGCUGGUGAUACUUACCAAGGGACUCCGUACUUUUCUUUUUUCAAAUGGAAACCUGUCGUUGAUUUCAUCAAUCAACUCAAACCAGAUGUUACGACAUUGGGAAAUCAUGAAUUCGAUGCUGGAAUCGCAAAUCUCUUGCCGUAUUUAAACCAUACAAUCAGUAUACCAAUGGUUGUGUCUAAUUUGGACCUAACUAAAGAACCCGAAUUGAAGAAAUACAUUCAAAAAUCAAUUAUUAAGACAAUAAAUGGUACCAAAGUGGGCUUUGUUGGCUAUUUAACACCAGACACUAAAUUUCUAUCCCAACCUGAUGUUGUUGAAUUUAUUGAUGAAAUAGAAGCAUUGAAACGCGAAACAAAACUAUUACUUAAACAAGGAACAAAAAUUAUUAUAGCAUUGGGACACAGUGGAAUAGAAAAAGAUAUUGAAGUUGCCAAACAAGUUGGUGAUAUUGACGUAAUCGUUGGUGGCCAUUCACACACUUUUCUCUAUAGUGGUAAACAACCUGAUAUUGAUAAGCCUCGUGGACCAUAUCCAACUCGUGUAAAUUCAACCAAUGGAAAAAUGAUACCUGUGUUACAAGCCUAUGCUCACACCAAGUACGUUGGUAAAGUUCAUUUAAAAUUCGACUCAAAUGGAAAUCUGCUGCAUAUAGAUGGCUCGCCAAUAUUAAUGGACCACACAAUUCCAAAAGAUGAUGAAAUGGAAAAAAUUAUGAACAUUUGGAGACCUCAAAUCAUUGAAAAAACUGCUGUACGUAUCGGUCGUACAGAAGUUGAACUUAUAAAUACAUGUAUUUCGACUGAGUGCAACAUAGGAAAUCUAAUAGCUGAUGCAUAUGUUUAUAAUAAUGUUUUAUCAACUAAUCAAAGCGGGAAAUAUUGGAGUGAUGCUCCAAUUGGGCUUCUUCAAGCAGGCGGUGUACGUUCAUCUAUUAACGAAACUGGUCAUAAUGGUUAUAUUAGCAUGGGACAACUCAUUACAGUUUUGCCGUUUAUGAAUAAACUUGUAAAAUUAACAAUUCCCGGAAAAAACGUUUUAGAAGCAUUUGAAAGUAGCGUAUAUUAUUAUAAAGAAAAUCAGGGCACUGACCGUUUCUUACAGGUGUCUGGUGCAAUUGUUAAAUAUGACUUAUCAAGACCCCCUGGAAAUAGAGUAGUUUCACUUCUUCUUAGGUGUAAAGAGUGUCGUGUUCCAAAAUAUGAACCUGUCAAACAUGAUGCUAAUUACACUCUUCUAAUGUGUGACUACUUAGCUAUGGGAGGAGAUAAUUUCACUUCCUUUACACACAAUGUAAUGACAUAUGAACGUACUGAUAUUGUUGAUUAUAAUGCAGUUGCUGUAUAUAUGAAUACCACUAGUCCCUUAAUUAUUGGAAUUGAAAAUAGAAUUUCGUUUUCUAAUAAUAAUGACACUAAUAAAAGUAGUGCACACAAUAAUUACACAAUAGUAAUUAAGUUAUUAAUUCUAAGUAUUAUUAUUGUAUUAGCUAACCAAUAACUUGUAUAAUUACGAUUAAAACUAAUUUAAUUACAUAAAAAUGAAUAUUUUUGUAUAGA